GUAGGUUACCAACGUCCUUGUCCUACAGAGCCGCACACCGACUGCCUGCCUCCACUCAGAGGAUCUCUGUCAUUCACAGAACUAGAAGAAUAAAACCAGACUUUCAGACAUGAUGGCAGCCAGGUUUCUCCGCCGGUCUCUCCCGGUGCUGAGGCAGACUCGCUGCUACGCCGAGGCGGUGUCCGGAGCUCCGCAGAUGUCCUUCACUUUCGCCUCCCCGACACAGGUGUUUUUCAAAGAUGCCAGUGUGAAACAGGUGGAUGUGCCCACACUCACUGGUGCAUUCGGUAUCCUUCCUGCCCACGUACCCACCCUGCAGGUGCUCCGGCCCGGUAUUGUCACAGUCUUCAGUGACGAUGGCGCCCCAACCAAAUUCUUUGUGAGCAGUGGGUCAAUAACAGUCAACGCUGAUUCUUCAGUGCAACUGCUAGUUGAAGAGGGUGUUUCUCUGGACCAGCUGGACGUCGCUGCUGCCAAGGCCAACCUGGACAAGGCCAUUUCUGAGUUGGCUGGGGCUUCUGACGAGGCAGCGAGGGCAGAAGUUCAGAUCAGCAUAGAGGCCAACGAGGCCAUCGUCAAGGCUCUGGAGUAGACCUGUGGUCAUCUUUUCUCUUUCUUUGAUGGAAAUUAAUGGUCCAUCUGUGUUUCCAGCUCAGUCACGUCAGUGUCCAGAAGAUUCCAUGCUUGCUUUGUACAGUGGAUAAAAUUACAAAAUAAAUUUAUUUGGAAAUA
Molecule: messenger RNA, 732 nt
Organism: Sebastes umbrosus (honeycomb rockfish)
Lineage: Eukaryota; Metazoa; Chordata; Actinopteri; Perciformes; Sebastidae
Gene: atp5f1d
Product: ATP synthase F1 subunit delta
Exons: 5
Coding region: 110-592 (160 amino acids)
Biological process (GO): proton motive force-driven ATP synthesis
Molecular function (GO): proton-transporting ATP synthase activity, rotational mechanism
Source: RefSeq, a predicted model, not a curated record